AGAAACUCACACACCUUGACAAUCUGUCUGUCCGUCUGCAGCUGCGUGACUGUCUGUCUCUGCCAUGUCUCUCUCCCCAUGCCGGGCCCAGAGGGGCUUCAGUGCUCGCUCAGCCUGUUCUGCUCGCUUAAGGAGCCGCAGCAGGGGAGGCUUCAGCAACAGGGGCGGCUUCAGCAGCAGGAGCCUUAAUUCCUUUGGGGGGUGCCCGGAAGGCUCUCGUGGGAGCACCUGGGGGUCAGAGGGUAGGCUGGGGGUGCGGUCUGGGGAGUGGAGUGGUGGGCCUGGGCUCUCCCUGUGCCCUCCGGGGGGCAUCCAAGAAGUAACCAUCAACCAGAAUCUGCUGACCCCACUGAAGAUUGAGAUCGAUCCCCAGUUCCAGGUGGUGCGGACGCAGGAGACCCAGGAGAUCAGAACUCUCAACAACCAGUUUGCUUCCUUCAUUGACAAGGUGCGGUUCCUGGAGCAGCAGAACAAGGUCCUGGAGACCAAGUGGCACCUGCUGCAGCAACAGGGGUCGAGUGGCAGCCAGCAGGACCUGGAGCCUGUCUUUGAGGCCUGCCUGGAUCAGCUCAGGAAGCAGCUGGAGCAGCUCCAGGGAGAACGAGGGGCUCUGGAUGCUGAGUUGAAGGCCUGCCGGGACCAGGAGGAGGAGUAUAAGUCCAGGUAUGAGGAGGAGGCCCACAGGCGCGCCACACUUGAGAAUGACUUUGUGGUCCUCAAGAAGGAUGUGGAUGGAGUUUUCCUGAGCAAGAUGGAGUUGGAGGGCAAGCUGGAGACUCUGAGAGAGUACAUCUACUUCUUGAAGCAUCUGAAUGAAGAAGAGCUGGGCCAGCUCCAGACCCAGGCCAGCGACACGUCUGUGGUGCUGUCCAUGGACAACAACCGUUACCUGGACUUCAGCAGCAUCAUCACUGAGGUCCGCGCCCGGUAUGAGGAGAUCGCCCGGACCAGCAAGGCUGAGGCUGAGGCCCUGUACCAGACCAAGUACCAGGAGCUUCAGGUGUCUGCCCAGCUUCAUGGGGACAGGAUGCAGGAAACGAAAGUCCAGAUCUCUCAGCUGCACCAAGAGAUUCAGAGGCUGCAGAGUCAGAUUGAGAACCUCAAGAAGCAGAACGCCAGCCUGCAGGCCGCCAUCACUGAUGCUGAGCAGCAUGGGGAGCUGGCCCUCAAGGAUGCUCAGGCCAAGGUCGACGAGCUGGAGGCUGCUCUGAGGACGGCCAAGCAGAACCUGGCCCGGCUGCUGUGCGAGUACCAGGAGCUGAUGAGCACGAAGCUUUCCCUGGAUGUGGAGAUUGCCACUUACCGCAGGCUGCUGGAGGGCGAGGAGUGCAGGAUGUCUGCGGAGUGCCCCAGCCAGGUCACUAUCUCCUCGGUGGGAGGCAGCGCUGUCAUGUCUGGAGGAGUUGGUGGAGGCUUGGGGAGCACUUGUGGACUCGGUAGUGGGAAAGGUAGCCCUGGGUCCUGCUGCAUCAGCAUCGUGACUGAAGGCUCCAACAUCAUCCUGGGCUCUGGGAAGGACCCUGUUUUGGGUUCCUGCUCUGUGUCUGGCUCCAGCUCUGGCUCCAGCUGCCACACCAUCCUGAAGAAGACAGUCGAGUCGAGUCUGAAGACAUCCAUCACCUACUGAGAGACCCAGCAGCCACCUCCUUCCUGAACACAUUUGGCCUGCUCCCUCCAUUAGCCAGCUCUGCAAGGCCAACUCCGUGUUCGCUGCUCACAGCCCAAGCCAGCCCACAGUGGAUGCUGCAAAAAUCAAUAAAGUCUCCCCUCCUUCUGUUCUGAAUGCUCUAAGUGCUUGCACACCUCACCUGGCAAAACAAAAGCUGUAUGGCUCCCCAGCUUCCUCUCCUCAGAAGGCAAUUGUGGCAUAUCUGUGUCCAAACGUGUCCUAUUGGCAUCUCACUCCACAUCCCAGCCACUCUAUCAAGGGAUCCUUCAAGCUCUCCAGUGUGUUCCUUGGGGUGCCCUCCAUCUCCCACACCUCCACUGAUGUUUUAGCUGUGCUUGUAGCUCACUUCCUCAUCAAUUGCCUGUUUUAAGAGGUUCUAGUCCUGACCGGGGGCAGCUGCCUUCCUUCUUGUUCCUCCUUGUUCCUGACUGUGCACCAAACUUUUCUCCUUCUAGGAACCUUCUCUAAUUCCCAUGUCUAAACUACUGGGCCCUUCCUGUCCCUGGCAGUCUGGCUGCACCUGUUGCUGUCCCGGGCUCUGUGUCUGUCUGGUGCUGGUAAGGGACUCAGCUUCUCUAUUAGCCUGGCACUCCUGCAUCCAGGAUGAGGAUGUGCUCAGCUUGUGCCUGGAGGCUCUGAUGGAGAUUGGGGUUCAAACCCUACCCCUACCCCCUUAUCUGUUGGCUCUCAUCUUAUCCUUGGGCAAGUCUGAACAUGAGGCUGGAAACUUCUCCUCCUUCCUCUCUGCAGGAAGCCAGGAGUGUGGGAAUCGGGUGGGGUGCCAGGAGGGGCUGGAAGGAUUGCCUUUUCUACACACCCCUAGCAGCCUCAUGGGUGCCUGCAGUUGCUCUUUCCCCAUUCUUGCUUUCCAGACCCAGGUGGGGGACCUGGCUCAACCCCAAACUCCAUAGUCUGGGCUGCAGGAGGUCGCACUAUGCCUCUCCUUGCUUUAGAGGGAGGGCAGACCUUUCCUCACAUCCAUGAAUUACUCCAUCCAAAUUAUGCAAGAAGGCUUUUCAGCUUUGUGUGAAGGAGACCGGAGCCGGUGAGGAUGUGGCUUGAAUCCCAGCUCUGCCGUUUCCUAGUGGUGCGACCUUGAUCAAGCAGCUUGACCUCUUCAGUUACCUCAUCUGUAAAAAGAGAUUAAUAAUAAUACGUACCUCACAGGGCUGUGUGGCGACAGUGCCACUAGGAUCCCAGAAGGAAACUAAAUUCAUCCAAGGUAGUUCAAUUAAAUUGACUUUUUGAAAAAGUA
Pongo pygmaeus (Bornean orangutan) is the source of this 2924-nucleotide messenger RNA. It is a transcript of the gene KRT78, whose product is annotated as keratin 78. Gene Ontology annotation, molecular function: structural constituent of skin epidermis. Lineage: Eukaryota; Metazoa; Chordata; Mammalia; Primates; Hominidae. The record is from RefSeq and is a predicted model, not a curated record. The transcript has 9 exons. Gene Ontology annotation, cellular component: keratin filament. The coding region runs from base 65 to 1627 and encodes 520 amino acids. Gene Ontology annotation, biological process: intermediate filament organization; keratinization.